AAAAGAUUUAAUCGAACCGAAAGACGUGCUCGCAUAAAAAUCGCUUGAAUACAGGCUCGCAGACCUGUGAAAAACGGAAAAGUGCAGCGCGAAAACACUUUUUCGACUGUGGUGCUCUAACCUACGAUCGAGUCGCGGCGACAAGUCAAGCAUAAUUCGCGGAAAUGCGCAUGCAAGCGGCGUGUGGCCAGCAAAAUCGCUGCCAAGGCACCGCACACACACUCGGCCUCCCACACAUACACACUUAAAAAUGUGCGAAGACAACAGGAACUCUGUGCCAAAAUAAUAAUACCAGUACCCAGUACUUCACUCCACCUGUCCCCCAAAACAUCUAAAUAUCCGCGUUACGUAUACGCAACGAGUGCUGUAAACAAGUUGGCCUAGGCGAUAACAAUGUCCAAAUACGAUCUGCUUUAUCUAACGGCGCAGCUAACGCUGGUCUGCUGCCUAAUUGGAAUCCACGGAUCUAUCCUGCCCGGAGGACACGGGGUCAUAGAAUGCGAGCACUUUGACGAGAAGAUGUGCAACACAACCCAGGAAUGUGUAACGCGUAUAGAGCACUGUAAAAUGGAGGCGGAUAAGUUUCCCAGCUGCUAUGUCCUUUGGUCGGUCAACGAGACAACGGGCGCCCUGCGUAUCAAGAUGAAGGGCUGCUUCACGGACAUGCACGAGUGCAAUCAGACGGAGUGCGUGACCAGUGCGGAGCCACGGCAGGGAAACAUAAACUACUGCUGCUGCAAGGGAUCCCGCUGCAAUUCCAACCAGAAAUAUAUCAAAAGCACCACAGAGGCAACCACACAAGUGCCCAAGGAGAAGACGCAGGAUAGCAGCAAUUUGAUAUACAUCUACAUUGGCACCUCCGUCUUCAGCGUGCUCAUGGUCAUCGUUGGCAUGGGCCUUCUUCUCUACCGCCGCCGCAAGCAGGCGCACUUUUUCGAGAUUCCAACGAACGAGGCUGAGAUCACGAACUCCUCGCCUUUGCUAAGCAACCGUCCCAUUCAGCUGCUGGAACAGAAGGCCUGCGGUAGGUUCGGUGAUGUGUGGCAAGCCAAGCUCAACAAUCAGGAUGUGGCCGUCAAGAUCUUCCGCAUGCAGGAAAAAGAAUCGUGGACCACGGAGCACGAUAUCUACAAGCUGCCACGCAUGCGACACCCGAACAUCCUCGAGUUCCUGGGCGUAGAGAAGCACAUGGACAAGCCGGAGUAUUGGCUGAUUUCCACCUACCAGCAUAACGGAUCGCUGUGCGACUACCUCAAAUCGCACACUGUUACCUGGCCGGAACUGUGCCGCAUCGCCGAGUCCAUGGCCAAUGGACUGGCACAUUUGCACGAGGAGAUUCCGGCCUCAAAGACCGAUGGGCUAAAGCCAUCGAUAGCUCACCGAGACUUCAAGUCCAAGAACGUGCUGCUGAAAAGCGAUCUUACCGCAUGUAUUGCUGACUUUGGGUUGGCCAUGAUAUUCCAGCCGGGCAAGCCCUGCGGCGAUACACACGGUCAAGUAGGCACUCGUCGUUAUAUGGCCCCUGAGGUGCUUGAGGGUGCCAUCAAUUUCAACAGAGACGCUUUCUUACGUAUAGACGUAUACGCAUGCGGCUUAGUCCUUUGGGAAAUGGUGUCACGGUGUGACUUUGCCGGACCCGUCGGCGAGUUCCAGCUGCCUUUUGAGGCCGAGCUGGGCCAGAGGCCGACGCUGGACGAAGUUCAGGAGAGUGUGGUAAUGAAGAAGCUGCGUCCUCGUCUGCUGAACUCCUGGCGCGCUCAUCCGGGACUUAAUGUAUUCUGCGACACAAUGGAGGAGUGCUGGGAUCACGACGCCGAGGCCCGUCUUAGCUCUUCGUGCGUAAUGGAACGCUUUGCGCAGCUGAACAAGUAUCCAUCAACCCAGUUGCUGAUCAAGAACCACACCAACAUUGACGACGCCAAGGAAUCUACGAAUUGCUUAUAGAAGCGGUACUAAGCCACAGACCAGUCAACGGCUCUGUGGCUCUGGAAGAAAUCAGUUGAAGCUUUUAGCUUAGUAGUGGACAAUUGAUCGGCGUUGUCGUAAGAAGUUUCGUUUGUAGUUCAAUAGUUUGUAGUACCAUCAUCAGCAGCUAUAGGGUGGACUGAUUUAUAAGAAAAAAAGUCGUUUAAAGAGCUACUUUUUCUUUUUAAAUCAUAAAUCCACCCAUUCGAUGUUAACCCGCGAUCUUAAAUCUGUUGGAAAAGAGUCCAAACAUACACUAAGCAACGUUGAACAAAGAGCAUUAGAAGUGGCGCUAUGUGCAUAGACGUGGUAGUUACUCAUCUGACAUUGACUUCAUUGACUGAUAACCAUACAUACAUAGUUCUAUAUAAAUCAUGCAUAUAACGUACAAUUUGUUUUGCCCUCUGGCAGUAGUCUGUGUGCAUAUGUAAGCUGUUGAAAAUUAUCGUCAAGCCUUUUAAAGUAUAAUAUUAUUUGUACGUUAUCGAAUGCCUUCAUAUAGUAGUAGUUUUAUAUUUAAAGUUAAUUUCACUAUAAAUUAAUUAAUUUUAAUUUACUUUUUAGUUGUAACGUUUUUAUUUCGCGCUCAAACGUGCAUUCGUUUUAAUGUUGUAUUUUAAAUAAAAAUACUUUUAACUCCAUCCUAACCACCUGAUUUUAUAUUAUUUUGUCUGUUUUAUUUAUCAUUUUAACUAUUGUUUUAAAAACGUAGUGCCAACGACCCUCAGAAAUCGCGUAAGCAUAAUAAAUGUGUAAUUAUGUAA
Messenger RNA from Drosophila yakuba, 2729 nucleotides. RefSeq names its product activin receptor type-2B (gene put). Gene Ontology annotation, molecular function: activin binding; ATP binding; activin receptor activity. Gene Ontology annotation, cellular component: activin receptor complex; plasma membrane. The transcript has 6 exons. Gene Ontology annotation, biological process: cellular response to growth factor stimulus; activin receptor signaling pathway; protein phosphorylation. NCBI's taxonomy places the organism in Eukaryota, Metazoa, Arthropoda, Insecta, Diptera, Drosophilidae. The record is from RefSeq and is a predicted model, not a curated record. Bases 394 to 1944 code for a protein of 516 amino acids.